AUAAAAAGAAGGGAAAAAAAUGGAGAAAAGCUCUGAUAGCCUUGCAGCCAUUGGCUGCCUGCGGCCCCCCAGCAUGGAGAAAGUUGCAGCAUGAAUACAUGAUCUGAUCUUCUCCUAUCCCCAUUUUCCUGGGAGGAGGAAGAAAGAAGGAAUACAGAGACACCAUAGAGUGAUGACUGGUGGUGUCAGCAGCAGCAACAGUAGUACUAGGAGCAUAGUAUGGUUCCAGAGGGAUCUGAGGGUGGAGGACAACCCAGCACUAGCAGCUGGGGUGAGGUCAGGGGAGGUGGUGGCUGUGUUCAUCUGGUCCCCUGAGGAGGAUGGGCCCUUCUACCCUGGGAGGGUCUCCAGGUGGUGGCUCAGCCAGAGCCUCCUCCACCUGGACUCCUCCCUCAGGAGCCUUGGCACAUCCCUCAUCACCAAGAGGUCCUUUGACACUGCCUCCACCCUCCUGGAAAUUGUUCACUCUACUGGUGCCACCAAUCUCUUCUUCAAUCACCUCUAUGAUCCUCUGUCUCUUGUUAGGGGCCAUCGUUUGAAAGAACUUCUGACUGCUCAAGGCAUAACAGUCCGCUCGUUCAACGCGGAUUUGCUCUAUGAACCGUGGGAAGUUAACGAUGAAAAUGGCAGCCCAUUUACAACUUUUGCGCCUUUCUGGAAUAAAUGCCUUAGCAUGCCGUAUGAUCCAGCAGCACCAUUGCUUCCACCCAAAAGAAUAACAUCAGGUGAUGUAUCAAUGUGCCCCUCGGAUACUCUGGUCUUUGAGGAUGAGUCUGAGAAAGGAAGCAAUGCACUUCUUGCUCGAGCAUGGUCACCAGGAUGGCGCAAUGCUGAUAAGUCUCUGACUGCCUUUAUUAAUGGACCACUGAUUGAGUAUUCAGUAAAUCGUAAAAAAGCAGAUGGUGCAACUACAUCUCUUCUUUCCCCUCAUCUACACUUUGGGGAGCUUAGUGUCCGCAAAGUCUUUCACCUUGUUCGAAUGAAACAACUUGUGUGGAUUAAUGAAGGAAACAAAGCAGGUGAAGAGAGUUGCAACUUGUUUCUGAGAUCUAUUGGUCUUCGGGAGUACUCUAGAUACUUGAGUUUCAACCAUCCCUGCAGUCAUGAGAGGCCUCUUUUAGCGCACCUUAGGUUCUUUUCUUGGGUGACCAAUGAGGGUUAUUUUAAAGCUUGGAGACAAGGUAGAACUGGAUAUCCUCUCGUAGAUGCUGGUAUGAGAGAGCUUUGGGCAACUGGCUGGCUACAUGACAGGAUACGUGUGGUUGUUUCCAGUUUCUUUGUGAAGGUCCUGCAACUUCCUUGGAGGUGGGGGAUGAAGUACUUCUGGGAUACUCUAUUAGAUGCUGAUCUUGAAAGUGAUGCCCUUGGCUGGCAGUAUAUAUCUGGGACUCUUCCUGAUGGUCGUGAAUUGGAUCGCAUUGAUAACCCUGAGUUUGAAGGGUACAAAUUUGACCCAAAUGGAGAAUAUGUACGUCGUUGGCUUCCUGAGCUGGCCAGGUUGCCCACUGAAUGGAUACACCACCCAUGGGAUGCACCUGAAUCUGUACUACAAGCCGCAGGAAUUGAACUAGGUUCCAACUACCCUCUUCCCAUUGUAGAAAUAGAUGCAGCUAAAGCCAGACUGCAAGAAGCUCUUGCAGCAAUGUGGCAACUUGAAGCUGCAACAAGAGCUGCUAUAGAAAAUGGAACAGAAGAAGGCCUUGGUGACUCUUCGGAGCUACCACCAAUUGAUUUUCCUGAAGAAGUACAUAUGGAAGUGGACCAUGAACCAUUCAGAAAUAAUACUAAUUCACCAGCUGUAGACAGGAGACAUGAGGAUCAGAUGGUUCCUAGCAUGACUCAUUCAAUAGUUAGAGCUGAUGAAGAGGAGGUUUCUGCAGAUUUGGGGAACACUGCUGGAGAUAGCAGAGCAGAAGUACCAUCAAACAUUAAUUUUGAUGCAGAAGUUCGUGGAGAAGAAAUUGACAGAGGCAGCGUUCAAACAGUGAGGAAUAAUGUUGUUCCACAUUUCGGUCCAGCCAGGCUGCAAAGUCCUGCAGAGCCCACAGUUGACUCAUCAAGCAGCCGGACAGAAAGAGAUGGUGGCGUGGUUCCAGUUUGGUCCCCUUCCGCAAGCUCUAGCCGUUCAGAGCAUUUUGUGGCUGAUGACACUGGCAUUGCAAGCAGUGGCUAUUUACAGAGGCAUCCCCAGUCUCGCCAACUAAUAAAUUGGAGGCAGCUUUCACAGACAGUGACAAGAAGUUGGGAGGUGGAGAAUGCGGUGCAGCCGAAUGCUUUUGGGUAAACUCCAAAAUAGAAGAUAACUUAUGUAAAUAAUUUAGCCUUCUUUUUUGUAGCCUGAUCUGCAUAUAAGCUUCCCACUUUCUGAAUGAUAAAUUGAGCAGACAAUCAUACUCUGCAUCUGCUGUAUUGUUCAUCAGAUUGUUUGAAUUUUCUAAUAAAUGCAUGUGCACAUCUCUCUUAUUCCUGAA
Molecule: messenger RNA, 2471 nt
Organism: Phoenix dactylifera (date palm)
Lineage: Eukaryota; Viridiplantae; Streptophyta; Magnoliopsida; Arecales; Arecaceae
Product: cryptochrome-1-like
Biological process (GO): blue light signaling pathway; entrainment of circadian clock by photoperiod; circadian regulation of gene expression
Cellular component (GO): cytoplasm; nucleus
Molecular function (GO): FAD binding; DNA binding; blue light photoreceptor activity
Source: RefSeq, a predicted model, not a curated record